Molecule: messenger RNA, 1680 nt
Organism: Panicum virgatum (switchgrass)
Lineage: Eukaryota; Viridiplantae; Streptophyta; Magnoliopsida; Poales; Poaceae
Exons: 6
Coding region: 1-1092 (363 amino acids)
Biological process (GO): telomere maintenance; DNA repair
Molecular function (GO): DNA helicase activity
Source: RefSeq, a predicted model, not a curated record
AUGUUUGGUGGGAAGACAAUGUUACUUGGUGGAGAUUUCCGGCAAGUGCUGCCUGUAGUUGAGGGUGGUAAUAGGCUAGACACAAUUGAUGCAUCAAUCACCAACUCUUAUUUGUGGGACCAUGUUAAGAUACUAAAACUUACAACCAACAUGCGCAUACUUGGGAUGGGGAGGAGUGGUUUAGCAGCUAAGGAGGUGAAAGAUUUCAGUGACUGGGUAUUGAGUGUUGGUGAUGGUACUGCAAAAGGUACCGCUGAGAUUGAUGACGGGGACUCGGAGCUGAUUGAGAUACCAAGUGACAUCUUAGUCCCAAGACUAGAUUCUGCUAUCGAUGAUAUUAUAAGUUCUACUUAUCCCAACUUGGAGGCAUCAUAUUCAGACCCAACCUACCUGAGGGAAAGGGCUAUUAUAGCUCCGAAGAACGACACCAUCGAUGAAAUGAAUAGCCGUAUUCUUUCUUUAGUUCCAGGCAAUGAAAAGGUAUACCUCAGCUCAGAUACAUUGGUUGAAUCCUCAAAGGAGAAUGAUGUUAUUGGUCAACUUACAACCAUCCAUCCAAUGGUGCAGAGUAGUGGUUUGAAUGGCUCUUCUGUUAGGAGAUCAGUGGAGAUACGUGAUCUAAGUGAUCGGGUUUUACUCGUAACAUUAUGGGGGGAACACGCAACAUCUUUUGAGGAUGAGUUCCUUAUUGAGAGCAUUGGGAAUGAUGAGCCGGUUGUUAUCAUUUUUGCUGGGAUGCAGGUGAAGACGUUCUUUGGUGCUACAACUUGUGCAAGUGGUUCUGCAACGAAGUGGUAUAUCAACAUUGAUACCCCUGAAGUUAAUGCUUUCCGUGCUAGCUUAGAGGGAAGAGGUUCCGAGGUCGUGCUCCUACCGGGGGAUGGUGGUGCGGCUGCAGGCGCUAUUGACGAUGCAACAUCUAAUAGGAAGAGCAUAUCAGAGCUCCUCUCCUUGGAUCCUCACGACAACAAUGAUGUCCGUUUUACUUGCGAUGCAAAGAUUAAAGAAAUUGAUGUUACAAAUGGUUGGUGGUACAAAGGGUGCAGCAAGUGCAAGCGAGGGCUAAUGCCAACUUUUGAAGGAUUUGAAUGAACUAACUGUGACGAAAUGAAGCCCGUAGUCAUUCCUAGGUAGCCCUUAUAAUUUGAUACUGCAUUCCCUUCCAAAUCCCCGUCUUGUAAUUUAUUUUUGACGUGCCUUAUAUUGGUAUCUUAGUUACAAGCUAAAUGUGGUUAUCGAGGACAACACUGGCCAUGCAAAAAUAUUUCUGUUUGGAGGUGUGGCUGAGCAGGUUGUGCGGCGGACUGCCGCUGACCUCGUGGAAGAAAGUUCAUCCAACCAAAUUUUGCUGCCUGCAUCCCUCCGCAGCCUUGUUGGGCGGAGGUAUGUGUUUCAGGUGGUUAUCAGUGAGCAAACCUUUAGAACUGGGCAGCUCUGUUUCCAAGCUAGGAGGGUGUUCGUGGCUCCAACUGUUGCUGGGGAGCAAUCUAGAUGUGCUAGUGGCGAUGUGCGUGGUCCUCCUGGUGGUUCGUCCGCAGCUGGGAGCUCUGGAAAGGAAACCGAAGAUGGUCCUACCUUAACUAAAGUGGUCUUAGAUGCAGAAGGUGGACCCACAACGCCUCCUGAUGGCAAGAACUCAUCGACUAAGGGAAAGGAGGUCCCCGCUGAAGCUAAUGAAGA